Molecule: messenger RNA, 2521 nt
Organism: Amphiprion ocellaris (clown anemonefish)
Lineage: Eukaryota; Metazoa; Chordata; Actinopteri; Pomacentridae
Gene: fstl1b
Product: follistatin-like 1b
Exons: 11
Coding region: 154-1086 (310 amino acids)
Biological process (GO): multicellular organism development; cell differentiation; regulation of BMP signaling pathway
Molecular function (GO): protein binding; calcium ion binding
Source: RefSeq, a predicted model, not a curated record
GCAGCUCGAGCAGAGGAGGAGGAGAGACUGACGGACUGGCAGGAAUUCCACAGCGCUCCUCAAAUUUCUUGAAAUCACGGACCUUCUGCUCGACCGCGUCCCGACGAACAUCCAGACCUUUUCUCGGAGCAGAUUUCCGCUUUUCCCACAAAGAUGUUGCGAAGUGUCGCUGUGCUCCUUCUGCUGGCCGUGGCUCUCUCUAAUGCGGAGGAGCUGCAGAGCAAAAGCAAAGUGUGUGCCAAUGUGUUCUGUGGGGCCGGCAGAGAGUGUGCUGUCAAUGAGAAGGGGGAGCCCAGCUGUCUGUGCAUAGAGAGCUGUAAACCCCACAAGAGGUCAGUGUGUGGCAGCAAUGGCAAGACCUACAGGAAUCACUGUGAGCUGCACAGAGAUGCUUGUCUGACCGGCUUGAAGAUCCAAGUGGCCCACGACGGACACUGCCAGGAGAAGAAAGCAGAGCAGGCCGCUGCCAGUCCAGUUGUGUGCUACGCCGCUGACCGCAAUGAACUCAGGAGUCGCGUGAUCCAGUGGCUGCAAACUGAGGUUGUCCCAGAUGGCUGGUUUGUCAAGGGGUCCAACUUCUCUGACAUCCUGCUCAGAUACUUCAAGUCGUACGACAAUGGUGAUUCUCAGCUGGACUCCUCUGAGCUGCUCAAAUUCAUCCAGCACAAUGAUUCGGUUGUGGAGUUGCAGUCCUACGCAGACCAGGAGAGCAACAAGCUGCUUAGGAGCCUGUGUGUUGAUGCCCUCAUUGAGCUCUCUGAUGAGAACGCUGACUGGAAGCUGAGCUUUGAUGAAUUCCUGAACUGCUUGAAGCCUGGCUUCAAUCCACCAGAGAAGAAAUGUGCCUUGGAGGAUGAAACGUACGAGGACGGAGCAGAGACCCAGGUUGAGUGUAACCGCUGCGUCUGUGCAUGCGGUAACUGGGUAUGCACUGCCAUGACCUGCACUGACAAACAGGCGACUGCGGAUGAGUCAGCAGAUGCUGGAGCAGAGAUGACUGAGGAGGAGUGGAACCUCCGUGUGGCUGAGCUCAACAAGCACCAGGAAACAGUUGAGAAGAUGAAGGCCAGCACAAAGGAGGUCUAAGUCAGGAUGCAAUGAAGGAGAGGAUGUACGCCAUCAACCCCUUCUUCCAUUACUUGAUUUGCCUUGUGGCUACGUGUUACUAAACUGACUUUUUCAUGUUUCUCUGCUAUGUUAAUUAUUAUACUUUUUUUUUUUUUUUUUUACAGUGUUUAUGUGUUUGUGUUGAUGUUUGUUAGAUUCGGGGGCAAUCUAAGAGUAUAAUCGGAUUCCCCUGCGUUCAGUACUGUCAUGUUUGAUUGUAUUACUGCGCCCCUACACUAGCCCUGGGGCUAUUUUUACUACAAUCCUUAUAUUUUUUACAGUUAUUAUGAAAAAAAUACUGUCAAGUUGUCACUGUUUUGGGCUGUGGAAGUCACUGUUUGAGAAGGUAGUGAGGUUAGGAGCCUGUUGAAAAGAGGGAGCUGACAGAGCAGAGGGAAAGCUGACUACUUGAUAUCUGGUGCAGUGUGUUUCUCCAUACCUUUGGUCAGCAGAUUGUUUGAAAAUGCUGGGACAAGAGGGUAAAGCUACUAGUGCUUUUGAUUAUGUUGCCCUUUAGAACUGCCACAGUAGGCCAUUACUUGACCAUUGCACUUCACUUUCUUUCUCCUUAGCUUUUUGUAGGCUUUAGUUUACCACAAGGCUGAAAUUUAGUUGUAUCUUACUGCUAAAAGUAAUAAUUUUGCUGCAAAAAAAGAAAGUUAGCUUCUAUGUACAAUAUGUUAUUGGCUUGAGUUGGAACUCACAUUGUUCCUGUGUUACAUUUAGGCAAGUCUCUUUGGUGCUUUUUGAUUCAACAUAUCUGACAGAGACAUAGUAGUCCAGCUUCCGGUGUGAAGCAGCACAACUACACGACACUAACUGAGACUUGAUCUGAAUGUAGCACGGAGAAAUCUGAAACCAAAGUCUUGAUGAAGUAUUUGAAUGAUGUACAAAAAUUCUCCAGGUAAAACAUUACCCUGGACCCAGCAACAACACUAUACCUGUGCUUUCAAAAUCACUCUAACAGAAGGACUAGCCUCACUGUCAGCUAAGGUAGCGUAGAUGCAUCAAUAACUGGGUGCAAGUAAAAUGUGCGUGUGUGUGUGUGUGUGUGUGUGUGUGUGUGCUGUUAAAAUAUGAUGGAGUGUAGUUUGGUUUGUUAAAUGUGUUCAUUUGUUUGAAUCUUGUAUUGAAAUUGGGAGGUUUGACAGUAAAAAAAUUAGUGCCUUAGACCUGCAAACAGUCCAGGUCUCUACCUUUGCCUGCAUGUAGGCUAUCAUGUCACAUGGCAUCGCAAGAAUGAGUGUGCUUUGCUGAUGUUUAGCAGUAAACUAGUGCUUUGUGACUCUAUCCCUGAUAAAUGUCUGUGUGAAAGUUGCAUUGCUAAGUCCUGGCUAAAUCUUUAUAUUCCACUAAGAAUGCUCAGACUGUAAGGAGUAUGUAUGAAUGCCAAUAAAGCCCAUUCACCACAACA